AUGCGCCCGCCGCUUCAUAAACCCGGCGCGAUUCCGCUCCUCGCCUUGGUCGUGUUCUCGCUGCUCUCGCUGGUGCCGUCGCUGCCGAGCAUCUACAGCUUGAAAUUUGCCGAUUUUGGCUACUACUAUGGUAGCGGAGCUCGCCAAGCACCCCUCAUCAAGGAUGGCCUCGCACAUAUACCAUCGGAAAUUUCCUUGCAGAACGCGGACCGUCGGAAAGCUUUAAUCAGAACGUCGCCUCAUAGAUCACGCGUCAAUCGCCUGUCGCGCACUUCCCGACUCGAGACCGAUGCCUCUGUCCCCACCUCUACCGACGUCCCGUCGGUGGACAAUAGAAGCCAAUUGUCCUAUCUCUAUGGGGAUUCGUCCAUGUUCAUCCGUCCGGUACGAACGUUCCGAUCAUAUUUCUCCCAGCAGCUGGAUGCCUCCAAUCGCGGCGCAUCAGCAUCCGAAACCCAAAAUUCGUGUCCCGCCAUCUCCGUCACAAAUUCAUCUACUUCCCCGACGUCUCAUGACCCAUUUCAAGACUUCUAUUACGCGUAUAGAAAUCAAUCCUUCCCGUGGCAUCAAUUUCUCAACGAUGAGCUAGCACUGCAGCUCCCUGCCCAUCUCAGCCAUUUCUGGCAGCAGGUCUGCCGUGUCGCAAUUGACCUAUGGCCGUCUUGGACUGGCUCCCGGCCCUCAUUCUCGGUACAACGAAAUAAGGAGGAUCAUCCUAUAACCAAGGAGGAUCAAAAACCCGCAUCAAUUGAUCAUUCGCGCCCAGCACGAAACCCUGAGGACGAAACACAACCACUGGAGUCCCCCACCAUCGUGACCGACGACUCCGAGGAUAUUGCUGCCGGCCGGCACUCGGAGAACAUGCGCGGUAGUUGCAUGGCCAUCGUGAUUGGCUUGGUGGCGGGGAUCAUCUUAUUCUAA
Molecule: messenger RNA, 921 nt
Organism: Penicillium riverlandense
Lineage: Eukaryota; Fungi; Ascomycota; Eurotiomycetes; Eurotiales; Aspergillaceae
Exons: 2
Coding region: 1-921 (306 amino acids)
Source: RefSeq, a predicted model, not a curated record